Messenger RNA from Dentiscutata erythropus, 190 nucleotides. Lineage: Eukaryota; Fungi; Glomeromycota; Glomeromycetes; Diversisporales; Gigasporaceae. The record is from the annotation of a GenBank genome assembly.
AUGGCAAUUAUUAACCUUAACUGUGUCCUCAUUAAUGAUAAAGGAAAAUACUCUGAAGAUGAAGUUUUUACAAUUGAAAUUUCUGAAAAUAAAAAGUAUGAAUUGCUUAAACAUAUGGUAAAAAAACGCUUGGCACCUUUAUUUGAUUUUAUUCCUUCUACUCAAAUCAUUCUACGUUCAUUUUCCAAUG